This is a messenger RNA of Merops nubicus (carmine bee-eater), 2127 nucleotides long. RefSeq names its product MAP7 domain containing 2 (gene MAP7D2). The transcript has 16 exons. The coding region runs from base 1 to 2127 and encodes 708 amino acids. Gene Ontology annotation, biological process: microtubule cytoskeleton organization. Lineage: Eukaryota; Metazoa; Chordata; Aves; Coraciiformes; Meropidae. The record is from RefSeq and is a predicted model, not a curated record. Gene Ontology annotation, cellular component: microtubule cytoskeleton.
AUGGGUGUUUGCUCCAAGAAGAGGAGUCAGGCAUUUACACUGAAGAACUGUGCUUGGAGUUUGGCAGUAGCCAUUGAUGGAUUUCUAAAAACUGAUGAAAGACAACGACUGGCAAAGGAGAGAAGAGAAGAAAGGGAGAAAUACCUUGCUGCUAGGGAACAGCAGAUACUGGAGAAGGAGAGAAGAGCAAAGCUUCAAUAUGAAAAACAAAUUGAGGAACGCUGGAGAAGACUGGAGGAGCAGAGGCAGAGAGAAGAGCAGAAGAGAGCAGCUGUUGAAGAAAAACGGAGGCAAAAGCUUAAGGAGGAGGAGGAGCGUUUAGAAGCCAUGAUGCGUCGGUCCCUUGAACGCAGCCAGCAGCUGGAGCAGAAGCAGAAGCGGUGGUCGUGGGGAGGAGCACUGGCUGCAGGCUCGACAGGGAGAGAUGGUGAAUCAGAAAAUACCCCACCCCCUGUUCUAGGUUUAGCUGCCAACACCCUUCUUCCAGACCCUGUGACCUCUACUGCUCCUGCUGAUUCCUUCAAUGCAUGUGACAAACUUUCAGCCUCUACAAUGAAUCUGCCAAAGCAAAUGGAGUCGCCCAUCAGUAAGCGCCUCUCCUCCUCCACAGCGGCUAUAACACAUUCCCCCGACAGAGCACCAGCUAGUCCUCUUAGAUCUCCCUACAAGCCUUCCCCCACCCGAAGCACCGACAGGAAGAAGGUGACUUCACCCUCCACUUCCGAUGCCAUGAAAGGGGCAGCUGCUGCUGAAGUAACUCAGACUGAGAAGAUAAAGAAAGAGAAGCGACCUGCAACACCUGGUUCAUCUGGUAUGGGCUCUCCUCUGAGGAGGUCUGAUUCUCCUGCUGCAGUGUCUAGAAGAUCUGCAUCACCUGCAACACCUAAGACAGUUGCAAAGACUUAUCCUCAGUCUCCUAAAAAUGCCAAGCAAUAUCCAGCUUCUCCUGUGAAGCAUCGUGCCACUUCUAAUCUCAAUCAGGAAACUCCUAAAAAGAAAGCAGACAAGGAGAAAGAAAAUGUCAGUCAUCAAAAAUCCCCAGGAGCACACACUGAUGAGGCAAGCCAGGUGGCUUCCGAGAAGCACGUGCCUUCUGCAGGAAAGACUGAGAAUAGUGAAGGAAAGAUGACGGCAGGAACAACUGAUGCAGAAGAAGCUUCAAAAAUUCUAGCUGAAAAAAGACGACAGGCCCGCCUGCAAAAAGAACAAGAAGAAAGGGAGCGACAGGAAAGAGAAGAACGCGAGAGGCUUGAAAGAGAAGAACAGAAAAGAAAGGCAGAAGAGGAAAGACUUCGUCUAGAGGAAAAGGCUCGUAAGAAGGAGGAGGAAAGAAAACGUGAAGAAGAAGCAGCUAGGAAAAAGGCAGAAGAGGAAGCCAGGAGGAGAGCUGAGGAAGAACAAAUGCUAAAGGAAAAGCAAGAAAAAGAGCUCCAGGCCAAACUUGAGAAACAGAGAGAAGAAGCAGAAAUCAAAGCUCGUGAGGCAGCUGAACAACUUCGCCUUGAAAGGGAACAAAUCAUGCAGCAAAUUGAGCAAGAAAGACUGGAGCGGAAGAAGAGAAUAGAAGAAAUAAUGAAGAGAACGAGGAGGAGUGAAACACCAGAAAUAAAGAAAGAAGAGCCAAAACUAGAGGUACCAACCACUCUCAAUGUGGAAAAGCAACCAAAGUCCCUCAUUCUCAACCAGCCAGAGAUCAAUGGAUUGACAACCUGCCUGAAAAAUAAAAGCUUAGAAAGUGAUUCCACUGUAAUCCCUUCCCAAGAUGUAGUUGCUAAUGGACUGAAGUCAGUUCCAGGACUUAUUCAGCUGGAAGCUGUUGAUGGGAAAUCUAACAGCAUGGAAGAUUCAGCAGAUGAGGUUCAGUCUAUGGAUGUGAGCCCGGUUUCAAAAGAAGAACUUAUCUCUAUCCCUGAAUAUUCACCCAUGAAUGAACUCAUGCCCGGUGUUUCUUUGGACCAAAAUGGGACAAGCAAUGCCAAGGCUCUUGAAGAUCUCUUGGAUUUCACAGGCCAAGCUACAUAUUCUAAGACAUCCAGUGAUACCAUUAGUCUAGAUGACUGUAACAAAAACUUGAUUGAGGGAUUUAACAGUCCAGGACAGGAAAAUACACUUAAUUCUAUCUGUUGA